Molecule: messenger RNA, 1311 nt
Organism: Cladocopium goreaui
Lineage: Eukaryota; Dinophyceae; Suessiales; Symbiodiniaceae
Source: the annotation of a GenBank genome assembly
GUCCAAGAAUUGAGUUUGACAUCUUGUGACUGAAUCGCCGGCACAAAUUAGAGGCAUGUUCGGAACACUCAUGGCCCCGCCGGCUCCGCUUGGAUUCAAGUUCCUUUCGCUGCACCUCUGCUUCAUCACUGUGAUGGCAGACAUCUCCAGCAGAUCUCUCCUUGGAAUAUCUCUCCGUGGGGCCCGGAACUUGCAAAGCACAGGCACAAGCGACAUGAACACUGUUGUUCCCCGCUGCAGGCCGGGAUACAAAGAUGUGACAAACGGCCAGGCGUUCAUGUGGUCAUGCGCUUUCCAUUGUGAAGGUGGGCACCACUAUGCAACAAGUGGCUGUGCGUGUGCAUGUCAAACACAAGAGCAAGAGGAACUGUGGCGAGAGUUUGGAGGCACCAGUGGUGGAGUCGUUCCUCUGGCUGGCAAUGCGUCAUCCGCACGCAUUUUAGUAACACCGGCGCCAGACCCAACACGUGCACCACAUGUUCCAGUAGCGGCAAUGUCAACAGGCCCAAUAGGCGAGGAAGGAAGUGAGUGGACGUGGAAACCUCCUGUCUUGGAGAACUACAUGGGACAGACAGCUAAGCAGUUGACAACACAACUUCCAUCAACUGAGAAGGACAAUGGGGAUCUCAUGUUGCACCUGGGAGUACUGGCUCUACUUUUCGGUGGCGUUGUGGUUUGCACAGCUGUUAUUGGCAUUGUGUGCUUCAACUGGGAGAGUAUUGCGAAAAGUCUCAAGAAGCAGAGCAAAAAGUCCAAGGUUGCAGAACCUCCCGUGUUCAACCUGCAGCCACAGUUGGAGAAGUGUCCCCAGCCCGCGGCUGAAGUGAGCAUGUCCUCACUUGUGUCAGGAAGAACCUCCGCUUCAAGCAAUGCUAGCAGAGUGCCUGAGGUUGGGAGCUUCAAAGUAAGCUCCAAACAGUCAAGUAAUGGAUCUGCCGUCCGAAGUGCUCAAAAGGACACAAGAAGCCUUUUGAAACCACCACAGUGCCCGCAGACACACAGCGCUACAGCAAGUACGUGCAGCGGCACUUGGAGUGGCACCAGCAGCGUCAACAGCCAAAGCUUUUGGGCACAGUCGGGUCCUCGACCAAAUGGACACAGGAAUCCGACUGAACCUGGUCAUCCCAAGCCCAACUCAAGCUCACGUAGCGAUCGAGUAAGCAUGGGAAAGCUUUCCAAGGUUCAGCCUGUUUAGGAAGUUCAAUGCCUUCGGAGGGUGCUAGAACCACCCCAAGAUACCCUAAGGCAAUUGAGCUUCAGAAUGUCUAGAUUUCCAGGCAGCCAUAAGCACGGAGGACAAUACUUAGCAAC